Marasmius oreades (fairy-ring Marasmius) is the source of this 249-nucleotide messenger RNA. RefSeq lists its product as uncharacterized. The transcript is spliced from 5 exons. The record is from RefSeq and is a predicted model, not a curated record. The coding region runs from base 1 to 249 and encodes 82 amino acids. Lineage: Eukaryota; Fungi; Basidiomycota; Agaricomycetes; Agaricales; Marasmiaceae.
AUGGAUCGUUCCACACUUCGACAACGCGCCCCGACUUCUCGUCGAACGCGGUUAGAGGCCUCUUAUCCCUACCCCCCUCGCCAUCAUCUGCGUCCUACCAAUCAGCGUCAAGAACUUGCGGAUGCUGUGCGUCAUAUCCCAAACGACGAUAACGACGAGGACCAGAGGGUGAUCGAGAUCCUACUCGGUCUUUUGAUAUUGCAUGUGAUGGAGGACAUACUGAUUUCUUGUGAUACAUACUGUGUAUAA